Mizuhopecten yessoensis (Yesso scallop) is the source of this 831-nucleotide messenger RNA. RefSeq names its product probable serine/threonine-protein kinase roco4. The record is from RefSeq and is a predicted model, not a curated record. Lineage: Eukaryota; Metazoa; Mollusca; Bivalvia; Pectinida; Pectinidae. The coding region runs from base 37 to 816 and encodes 259 amino acids. The transcript has 4 exons.
GCUGAUCAAUCGCUUACGGAUGUGGUUACAACACGUAUGAGUGCAUUGCUUAAAACGAACAUGGAGACACCAGAAAUAGAAGCCGGUUUCCUAACAGGUUCUCAAGACGGCUUAGACGGAGAUUCGUUGUCAGGUGACACUGCAGCAGUCAAACGAGCAUUAGUCGAAUCCUUCCAAGUCAAACGUGCUUCACUUAGGGCCAAGUCUGAUGGAGCAUUUCUUUCUCUGUGGGAUAUGGGUGGACACACGUCAUUUCAGGCUUCACACAACGUCUUUCUUUCUUCACACGGUGUAUACCUACUUGUCUUCAGACUGACAGAUUUUCUCAAAGACAAGUUGGAAACUGAUAGACUGAAGAAGUGGAUCCGGUUGAUUGGCACGUUUUCGUCAGGUGAACUUAACGCGCCAAGAAUAAAGCAACAUGAUCCUCCACUCAUUUUCGUCGGCACCUUCCUGGACGAACUUAAGAGAACAACCUUGGACUACGACAAACGUGUACAGGCAAUGCAGUCAAACAUUGCAAAAUUCCCCGAACUUUCAGCUCACAAAUUCGUCAGGUUCUGCACAGCCGAUAACAGCCUUGGAAAUGAUGACACGGAACUGGAAGUGUUGCGAGGUUUUAUCAUUGAAGCAGCCGUACACCAAGAUCAAUGGGACAGAGAGAUCCCGGCCAGAUGGGUGAAACUUGAGAUGGACUUACUUGAAGCCAGAAAAAAAGGAACCAGGAUACUCAAGUUUGCGGAAGUGAUUGAAAUGAACAAACGUUCUGUAGCCCCUUUACCGGACGAGGAUGAGAUGAAACUGGCACUGGAGUAAGUAUGUCUAUUCAAG